AUGAGCACACCACCAGGGUUCAAUAAUCCAAAUAUUGCAGGACGAAAGAUUGCCACGCCUCGACGACGGUUGAAUCGCGCGUCUUCCGAUAUGGGUGGUCAAGGAGCGCCCAUGCCCAACUUUACGUUUCAACCACCUGGAGGUGUUGCACCUUCGUUUGGUGGGGGAGCAUCUGGUACUAGUGGUACUCCUCAGCCUUCAUUUUCAGGCUUUAAUCGGUCUGCUUCUGCAGGCAGCGCAGGAUUUCAAUUUAGUGCUCCAUCUCAAGCGACGCCAAGUCAACAGCAGCCUUUUGUAUUUGGAUCUCAAGCAAGUGGAGUACAGCAGCAGUCGAAUGCACCGUUUCAAUUUGGUAGUGGAGGAUCGCAGCCUUCAUCACCUUCGUCCUUUUCUUUUGGUUCAAAUACUGCAGCACCAACACCUGCCUUUGGAGCUGCAGCACCAACAACUACUACGACUUCUGCAACGCCUAGUUUUGGAACGUCAGCACCAGCAACGAGUUCUACUUCAGCAGCCCCUUCAUCACCAGCACAACAACCUUUCAAGUUUGGUUCACCCACAUCAUCACCUUUUGGUGCAAGUGCAACAAGUACAACAUCAACAACAUCACCCUUUGGUUCACCUUCCUUGACACCGGCAGCACCAGCUAAUGCUACUACACCAUCCACUCCACCUGCAUUAGGAGCAUUUGGUUCUUCAUUAUCGAGCACAAGUAGCACCACAUCACCCACGGCCAGCACAUUUACAUUUGGUGCAUCAGCACAACAACCACCAUCAUCACCCAAGGUUGCAGGAGGAUUCACAUUUGGUGCUGGUGCAACACCAAUCACCACGACAGGAGAUAGUACCAUGGCAACAGAUACUAGUUUGGCCCAGCCAUUCUCGAUUGGUAGCACGACAACCUCAGCAACAACAUCACCUAGCACAAUGAUCAAAACACCAUCCUUCAACUUUGGUAGUACUGCUGCUACAACAGAAAAACCAGCUGCUACGACCACCACGACAAAGUCCACUACUGACAAGCCUGCUGCCGCUGACAAGCCUGCAUUUUCAUUUGGAUCAACAUCACCCAAACAAGGUCCUUCGCCUUUUGCAUUGACAUCAACUACUACAACCACUUCUUCUGAAAAAUCAGCUCCUGCUAUGACAACAGCUACGACAACAACAACAUCAUCAUCAACAAAAGCAGCACCAACAUUUAACUUUGGAGCUGCAGCAACAACAACCGACAAGCCUGCAUCUUCUUCUCCUACUUCUACUACCACCAAGCCUGCAUUUUCAUUUGGAACUCCAGCAUCAACUACAAGCACUACAGCUGAAAAGCCACCAGUAGCCCCCAAAAUGCCAACAUUUUCAUUUGGAUCAGCAUCAGGAGGAGAAAAAGAUGGAUCCAGUGAGACAACAUCAACUUCAAAGGAGGAAACAACAGCGGCUCCCGUGACAACAGGAUCAAAGCGCAAGACAUUGGAUACAGCUGCUGCUGAAAGUGCACGCCACAAGUUACGCCAUGGCAACUCGCCUUUGUCCCAAUCAUGGAAUGCAGAUGACGAGGAACAACCAGCUGCCAAGCGUGCUACUACUGGAUUGAAUGAUGCAUCCAAUCGAUUACAACCACCAUCAUCAUCGUCUACUGAAGACAAGGGCAAGGAUAAGGGAUCGAGUGAUACGGCUACGACGACAACAACAUCUACUGCUGCUGCUACUGCCGGCACAUCCUCUACAGAAUCUGAUGGCAAGAAGCGACCCUUGGAAGGUGCUGAUAAUACUGGUACACAAGCCAAAAAGGUGACCUUUAGCGUUGGUGAAAGCAGCAGCAGUACUAGCAGCAAAAAACCUUUGUUCACGUUUGGUGCCAAAGAACAACAACAGGAUGGAGACAAGAAGGCGACUGAAAAGAAAAAGGAUGAAAAGGAGGGUGCCACUACAACAACAACAACAACAACAACAACAAAGGAAGGAGACAAAGAAAACAAGCCAGUGAAUCCAUUCAAGCCUCUUGAAUCAACUCCUAUCGAGAUACCCAGUUCGCAAGCAUCUUCUUCUUCCUCCACUGCUCCUAAAUCACAAUCUACCUCAUCGGAUGUAUUUGGCAAGCCAACCCCUACGGAUGCUGAACAAACCAUGAUUGAAUCCAAGAUCACUCAUCCAGAUGGCAUUGAGAAGCGUACACGUUAUCGAGAAUUACCGGCUGCAGCACAAACCGAGUUGGAUAAUUUAUGGUGGUUUAUUGAUCAACAAGUGCGUAUGGCCAAAGAAAUUGAGACACGGCAAUUGGCUUCCAAUGGGGAAUUGAUCCGAGAUUUGAGUCAGUCCGUGCAUCGCAUGUCCAAAGAUUUGACUCUGCUCAAGGAACAACAUCAUAUCACAGCUCAAUCUAUUGCGACUUUGACUGAAUCCACUGAAUACCAGGUACAAAAUGCAUCUGUUGCCAAAGCCUACUCGGAUCAUCAGAACCAAGGUCGACGUAUGGAAGGAGGCACAACAAUUCAUCGACGCUACUUUUUUGACUUGGUCAAGAGCUUGAAUGCAAAGUGUACAGAAUAUCGGAAUGCGAUCAAUGACAUUGAGGAUCGAAUGCGUGAACUGGAUCAAGUGGUUGUCCAAUCACCUGCAGGAUUGGCGGAUAUUCUCAGGACUCAAAAUGAAACAUUGAUUGCUUUAGCAGCACAAGUAGCUGAUUUACAUCAACAAACUGAAAAAUUGAAAGCAUAA
Molecule: messenger RNA, 2712 nt
Organism: Lichtheimia ornata
Lineage: Eukaryota; Fungi; Mucoromycota; Mucoromycetes; Mucorales; Lichtheimiaceae
Exons: 5
Coding region: 1-2712 (903 amino acids)
Biological process (GO): nucleocytoplasmic transport
Cellular component (GO): nuclear pore
Molecular function (GO): structural constituent of nuclear pore
Source: RefSeq, a predicted model, not a curated record